CGUAAAGCGGCACUCGGCGAGGGAUGACUGCCGAGGGCUGCAGCCUGCGCGCUCGAGUUUAGUCUCGGUCAGAACACAGGCCUAGCAGGAGCCCGAUGAGAGAGCAGCAGCACACGCGCGGUUCUCGCUCCCUACCGCCCGUGCUCUCUCUCUCUCUCUCUCUCUCUCUCGCUCCGUAUACACACACUACUGUGCAGCGUAAUAUACAGCGGGCACUUUACCCACACACGCCUCACUCGACAUUCAUAUAUACACGCACCGACACGCUGACAAUUGUCAGAAUCUCGGUUCUUACAAGUUCACACUGACAGCUCACACACAGGUGCAUAUACGUGUGCGUGCUCGCGAGGACCAUUCGGAGAGAAGAGAGUCGAGGUCGUCCAGCGAAAGCAGCGACGACACUGCUACUUGGUGCGCAGAGGACAUCGAGGUCCAGGAUUCUCCGGAGAGAAACAACCCAGCCACUCUUAGUUUCAGGUUAGGAGCCUGCUAGGACGGGUCUCUCUCUUUCUUUCUCUCUCUGGGAAGAGUGUCCGCUCGUGCCGAGGCAAACUCACUCGCUCAGCCCGCAGCGCAGCGGAUGUUCCACAUACACGCAGCAUCAGCAGCCCGUGAUUCAGCGAUCAUCAGCCGCGUGGCGUUCUGUAUUGAUGGGAACUAAUUCACCGGCGGCGAUUGCGUCAACAGGCCGUUGAUUCACAGCGCACGGAAGGAACGAAUCGUGCUUCGUGAUACAAUAACAGAGCGAAAAAAGUGCCCGGGAUGAGCGACUAGUGCAAAGAACGAAACUUGUGUGAUGAGAUCACGUGAGUGAGAACACUGUCACGAUCAGAGUACUGAAGGCUCGCUCACGAUCGGGAACAGCCGGUUACCAAAGUGUCAAUGUACCUGGAAGUGAGAAUAAUCCGAGUGAAUUCGCGAGUGACCGGGCUCGAGUGAUUCGGCUGGAUUGUUUUUGACGGAAAAGACUCAUCGCUGAUGAGUCGUGGCGAUGCCGCGUUUCCGGGUACGUUCGCGAUACCGGUACUUGAUUUCUGUGAUUGUGCAAAGUUCGUAGAGUUUUGAGCAGACGUAGAAAAGGACAUCAGCAGUGGCUAGCGAAAAGCGCAGCAGCAACAGCAGCAAGUGAAGCGAGCAGAGAACUGGUAGCCAGUAGUUUCGAUAAUUGGAGAAGAGACUCUGGAGGCGCGAUCCGGUGGUCGCGAUUCUUUCGCGAAAGGAGUGAAGGACGGAAAGAAGACGGGGGUGACCGGCGGCGGAGUGGUUUCGGGCACGCCGGGUAAGCACGAAGCCGUCAAAGUGGCUUCGUCACUGGGGCUCCAGGGGCCUGCUGCGCCGAUCGGGGCCCAGUUACUCCAGGCUUCAGCCGCGGCAGUGGCCGGUCCAGCAGCCUCCUCGGAGGCCGUCGAUCAUGCGAGCGCGACCGUUUACCACGCUAACCUGCUAGCCGGGACCAGCGGCAACGUGCAAGCGGCCCUCCAGCAGCCGGCUGCCGCGCUACUCUCAUCACUUAACCCGGCAGCCGCCCUCGCCAGCAUGCAAGCCUCCGCCGAAGCCAGCUCCCUCGACCUCCAGGCCAUGCAGUCCAUGGAGUGGCUCUUCAAGAAGGAGCGCAUCUACCUGCUCGCGCAGUUCUGGCAACAGAGGGCUACCUUAGCCGAAAAGGAGGUGUCCGCGCUGAAGGAGCAGCUCGCCGCUGCGACCGAUGGGAAUUCCAAGACUGAGGGACAGCAAUUCUCCCAAAAUGCCGAGCAGAGUCAAGACGCCAACAAUCCGAGGCGGACGCCCAACAGCAACCACGAGCAGGAGCUGCAGGCCAAGGAUAGAGAGAUCAACCAGCUGAUGGAAGAGGUGUCGAGGCUGCAGAUGAACCUGCAACGAUUGCAGGAGAGCACCGCUCAGACGACUUCCAGAUUGGAGGAAGAGCUCGAAGCUCGCCGCCAACACAUCAACCGGCUCGAAGCCAAGCUCGAGCGACAGAAGGACUACGACGAGCUGAAGCGCGAGAUCAGCGUGCUCAGGUCGGUCGAUCUCUCGCAGAUCCCGACCGGCGAGUCAGGCAAGAGCCUCGAGCAGGUGCUCAUCGAGCGCUCCAAAGCGCUGCAACAGGCGGAGACGCUCAAGCCGCCCAGCACACCCGAUGCUCUCGGUGGACUCACGUCACCCCUGCAGCGGGCCGCGACCGCUUCGCCGCACGGUGUCAGCGGCGCGGUGAUCGCGCCACCCUCGUCCUCCCUCGUGCAGUCCUCCCAUCAGUCUUGCUCGCAGCCGCCGAGCCGCUCGACUCCGACGCCCUCGUCGUCGUCGGCGCCCACCCCGACCCCGACCUCCUCGUCCUCGCUCCUCUUCCCACCGCCCCUGCAAAACGUCGAGACAUUCGGCUCGUUCCUCGGCGAGGAAAUCGUCGCCAACUGGAGGCGAUCCCUGGAGAGGUCAAUCAUGAGUCAGCAGCAGCAGCAGCAACAACAGCAACAGCAGCCGUCGACUGCGACCGCGACUGCCCAGGCCUCCACGCUCGGUCUCCAUCCUCAGGCCUCGGCGCUGCAGGCUCUGCCCGCUAGUCUAAAUCACCUUCCGUCGCCAACAGAUCCGAUCUCCAGCUCGAGCACCCCGGCCAAGUCGAGCACGCCCCUCGGCAGCGGCAGCACCGCCUCGGCCCUCGACUCCGCGGAGAAGGCGACGACACCGGUCUCCGGACACGAGACUCCGGCCCCGCCCACGCCCUCCUCCACGACAACGCUCACCUCGCCGCCGAGCGCGAUGCAGCUCCUCCAGCCACCGGCUCAUCAGCAGCUGCAGCCACCAACCGGCUCGGAGUCCUCGUCGCAGCCUGCAAUGAUGAACGGGCCCCUCGCGGCCUCGGUCGCAGCGGCAGCAGCAGCCGCCGCCGCCGCCAACCCGCCGCCCAAGAGCCCCGCCGAGGAGUCCGUCUGUCACAACAACAACAACAACAGCCACCACCUGGCCAACAACAACAACAUCGGCCCCGCCAGCGCUACCGGCCUCAGCGUCCUUGACAGCCUCAAGAACCCGUUCCGCUUUGAUGAGCGCUCCCACCCGUUCCGCUUCGGCGACGAGUUCGGCGCCGCGGGCAUGGCCGGACGCCUCGGCGAGUCCCUCAUACCCAAGGGCGACCCCAUGGAGGCACGGCUCCAAGAGAUGCUGCGCUACAACAUGGACAAGUACGCCUCGCAGAACCUCGACACGCUACACAUCGCCAGGCGGGUGCGCGAGCUGCUCUCGAUACACAACAUCGGCCAGCGGCUCUUCGCCAAGUACGUGCUCGGCCUGAGCCAGGGAACCGUCAGCGAGCUGCUCAGCAAACCCAAGCCCUGGGACAAGCUGACCGAGAAGGGCCGCGACAGUUACCGAAAAAUGCACGGCUGGGCCUGCGACGACAACGCUGUUAUGCUGCUCAAAUCCCUCAUACCCAAGAAAGAGUAUGUUUCAGGCAAGGAGCAGGGCAUGCCCGCCUUUGCGCGCGGUCCCCAGGAGCCCGGCGCAGGCGGUAACGGCAACAACGGCAACAGCAGCGGCCCGACCUCGGGAGUCGGCCAGGACAUGAGCGAGGAACGUAUCGCCCACAUGCUCAGCGAGUCCGGCCACAUGCAGCUGAGUCGACAGAGCGAGGCCGACACCUCGAACGACGCCGACAGCAAGAGCCCAAGCCGACUGAACUGCCCGAGCCCGUUCGGCAAGGACCGCAGUAUGGACAGCCAGAACCGCAGACUCAAGAAGUACGAGAACGACGACAUUCCCCAGGAGAAGGUGGCCAGGAUCUACCAAGAGGAACUGGCCAAAAUCAUGGGCCGAGAUAUGCGCGGACCUCGAGACUUCCCUGCCAGCGCGAUGUUUCCGCACUUUUUCAGCGGGCAGAACCUGCAGGGCAUGGAGCGCACCCAGGAGGAGAUCCGCAUGGCUCUGGACGCCUACCACCGCGAGCUCCAGAAGCUGAACGUGGCCCAGGGUCUGCCCUACCCGCCACAGAUCUCGGGCUUGCUCGCCCUCCAGCAGCACGCCAUCCAGCAGCAUCACCUGGCGACGAACGGGGGCGCCGGCACCGGCUCCGCGGCGGCAGCCGCAGCAGCGGCCGCCCAGGACCUCAGUCUCGGCAACAUACUUAGGAGCAAGAUGAUAAACGGCGUCUCCGAGGAGGAGAAGGAGAAGAUGGAGGAGGCCAUGAGGCACGCGGGUAGCGCGUUCUCUCUGGUCAAGCCGAAGCAGGAGCCGGCCGGUGCCCAGUCGACGCCCGGCGGCUCCAGCGCCAGUUCGCCACUUGGCAACUCGAUCCUGCCGCCGGCGAUGACGCCCAGCGAGGAGUUCGCUGGCGCCGCCGCGGCCAGCCCCCUCCAGAGGAUGGCCUCCAUCACCAACAGCCUCAUCAGCCAACCGUCCACGCCGACCCACCACUCGGCCAACCAGCGGCCGCUCAAGGCUGUCCUGCCUCCCAUCACCCAGCAACAGUUCGACAUCUACAACAACCUCAACACCGAAGACAUUGUCAAGAGGGUGAGGGCUUUUGUGAAGGAGCAGCUCUCCCAGUAUUCGAUCUCUCAGCGUUUAUUCGGCGAAUCCGUCCUGGGACUGUCCCAGGGCUCCGUAUCGGAUCUCCUGGCUCGUCCCAAGCCCUGGCACAUGCUCACACAGAAGGGCCGCGAGCCCUUCAUCCGCAUGAAGAUGUUCCUCGAGGACGACAACGCUGUACAUAAGCUGGUUGCCAGCCAGUACAAAAUCGCACCGGAAAAGCUCAUGAGGACCGGCGGCUACGGCGGCCUGCCUCGUAAGUUUAACUCAGCUUGUGGAACACCAAUGAAACCCAUGCCACCUACAAAGCUCGUUCAAGAGCAGUUGCAGAACGCGGCGAAAGCUCAGGCAGCCGUACAGGCAGCUGCGCAAGCCGCAGCGGCCGCCCAGCAUCAGCAAGAGAGCCAAUUGCAGCUCGGCCCGCCUCAGCAGAGCCCGCAGCUUCCAGUGCAUUCGCAGCCGUCGCCGAUGAUGCUGACUCCGCCUGGACCCAUCCUCACCCACUCCCAGCUCAGCAUGCAGGAGCUUCAAAAGAAGCAGCAACAGCAGCAGCAGCAACAGCAGCAGCAACAGCAGCAACUUCAGGGGCCCGGCCAGAUCAGCCUGCAUUCGCCGCAUCAGAUGGCUCCGUCACCUCUGCGCGCCCUACACCCACACAUCUCGCCCAGCGUCUACGAGCUGGCAGCCCUCACUCAAGAUAUGGACACGCAGACGAUCACGACAAAGAUCAAGGAGGCCCUGCUGGCCAACAACAUCGGCCAGAAGAUCUUCGGCGAGGCGGUCCUCGGCCUGUCGCAAGGCUCCGUCAGCGAACUGCUGAGCAAACCCAAGCCCUGGCACAUGCUCAGCAUCAAGGGCCGCGAGCCCUUCAUCCGCAUGCAGCUCUGGCUGUCCGAUCCACACAACGUCGACAGACUGCAGUCUCUGAAGAACGAACGGCGCGAGGCCAACAAGAGACGACGCAGCAGCGGACCCGGACACGACAACAGUUCCGAUACCUCGAGCAACGAUACCGCCGAGUUCUAUCACGCGGCGUCGCCCGGUCCCGGACCUGGACCCACCUCUGCCAAGAAGCAGCGCGUUCUCUUCAGUGAAGAGCAGAAGGAGGCUUUGCGGUUGGCCUUCACACUCGAUCCCUAUCCGAAUGUAGCCACGAUCGAGUUCCUCGCGAGUGAGCUCGCCCUCUCCUCGCGAACGAUCACCAACUGGUUCCACAACCACCGCAUGAGACUGAAGCAGCAGCCACCGCACGGCCAGCCGGAGCCCCAGUCGGCCCGCGAGCCCGGACAGCCCUUCGACCCCGUGCAGUUCCGGCUGCUCCUCCAACAAAGACUGCUGGACAUCCAGAAAGAGAGACUCGGCCUCGGCAGCGUGCCUCUCGCGUACCCGCCCUACUUCAACCCGAAUCUCGCAGCCCUAGUCGGGAAUGCGCUCAAGGAACAGUGCUCCGGCCUCGAUCUCUCCAUGGGAUCGCUCAAACGUGAGCCCAACCAAGAAUUCGAGGACGAUGACGCCGAGGACGCAAUGAGCAAUCUCGGCAGUGAGGACUCGGAAGGAUCCGCCGCCAGCAUAAAGCGCGAGCCGACCGAGACUCCGGCACCAGCCAACAGUUCGACCUCGAGGUCGAACAGACGAAAGCCUGCCGCACCGCAGUGGGUGAAUCCCGAGUGGCAAGAGCCCGCGAGGACCGGCGACGAGGUCAUCAUCAACGGCGUCUGCGUCAUGCAAACCGAUGACUACGGCGUCAAGCGAGAGACCGAAGAAACGGUAAGAGUCGAGCCGACGCCGGUUCCGGACAGAUACGAGGAGGACGCCCAGAGCGACGUGUCGUCGGUCUCCGCGGCCAACGUGCCGGACCGACAGAGCCUCUCGCCCAGCCCCAAAUCCGCGCAGAACAGCCCCACCACGUCGCCCAGGCCGCCCUCGGACCCGCAGCACGGACAAGCGCCUGCCGAGGACAGUCCGAAGGACGUCGUCAAGAACGAACCCGAAGAAGCAUGGGACUACUAGAGAGGGAUAAAAAGCUGACCGCCGUUAUUUAGCGGCUCGGGCUUCUUUUCCAAGUGUAUUUAUUCCAAAGCUGUGAGCUGGCCAAGCCAAGCCAAACGAGAUCGGUCGAUCAAAGACUGAGCAUCGGUUGCAUCCGCCUCUAAGGAUGAGGAUUAUCGUAGUUAAGUUUUUUUUUUCAUUUUAAUAACGAAGCCAGCAAUAGGAUACGGUGGAAGCCGAGUCCUGCCUACAAUUAGGGCAUUAACGUAUAAAGAGAAUACAAGUGAGAUAGAACGAGCGAGAGCGAGAAUGAACACGGCGACGAUGAUGGCCAAUGGUUUGAAUAACCGAGCAAAAUCAAAAAUAAGCGAAACUUCGGACUUGCAUCGAUGAUGAAUUUCAAGUUGGAUGAAAAUUUGUUGAAAAGAAAAGAUAAGCGAGCAACGAAUGUACGCAAGAACAAAGGAAGCGAUAGUAGUGAAGAUAUUUAAGCAGUGGUGAAUUAAAAUUUGUAAGUUAGUAAUAAGGAAUCGAAAUUUGAGAGGAUCCCUUCCGCCUGCGCUAACCAUGAACUGUUCUAAAUAUAGAGGAAGAGCGAAAGGCGCCGAGCAGAUCCUCUCGACAAACAGUGCAAUCUCCACGUAACCAAUUGUUAGAUUGAUUUUUAAAUAAAAGCUAGGAAAGAAUGGAAAGAGAAGAGAAGCGGGCUCGCGCCGUAAGCGAGUGCAAGAGAAAUUGCAUAAUUGUGAUUAAUGUUAUUGUUUAUAUUGGUCCCAAUUACCCAUGCGAAACCUCCUUUUUAGCCAUUAAGCUGUUGACGUUAUUGCAUAUAUUUCACUCUCGAGUUGCGUAAAUAUAUAAAAUGAAAAAAGUAUAUACAAUUGUCGAUUUUUACGUUGUUAAAACAAAAGGAAAUAGCAAACAAAUAUGUCCAACCUUCUUUUCACUUCCCUUUUGCUUGCCCGCUAUUUAUGCUGCGAGAGAGAAAGAGACGAGAUCGAUCGUGUCGAUCGCAUGGACACCGUUACCAAUGUUAAUUAUUACUAUUAUUAUUAUUCUUGUAUUAUUAUCUUUAUUAUCAUUAUUGUAAUUUUUAUUAUAAUUAUUAUUAUCAUUAUAUAUUAAUAUUAUUACUAUUACGUUUUGACUAUAAUUGCUAUUCUAUUGCAAAGAGAAAAAGAAAAUUGUACAGUAAUUACUAUUUUAUUGAUUAUUCUACUUGCGAUAAGCAAAAAGGGCCUAGCCAAAAUAAAAGAAUUUAGACGAAUCGUCGAUGUCUUAUUUCCGUUUUUGUAUUUCUUAAAGAAAAAAAAAAUAAGCGAACGCAAGUGUAGUCGAUACGACAAAAAUGCAAAAAUAUUGCAAUUCCGAGCUAUCGAAAUGUAUAAAAUAAAUUGUAUUGUAGAAAUUCGUAUCGAAAAUUCUGAAUUUUCAUUAUUAUUGUCAUUUGACCAUAUUAUAGUUAUAUUAUUCAUUAUAAAUUAUUAUUAAUUAUCAUUAUCUUAAGGCAAAUAAGAAAAAAAGAAAAACAAAUGAAACGGCUUGUGAAGCCGAUGUGAUAGAGCUUACGGACUACGAGAGGCAAAAGGGACAGUGGCAGCGGUUUUUAACCGUAACCAUACUUUGCAGACUUGCAAGGGCAAAAUAAAUAGCCCACCAGUUACGAAGUGAAUAGAAAAACAGAAAACUCCCGAUACGCGAAAGCAGUUUUCUUCGUAUGAACUUCUACAUUGUAAAUAUCUUUGUACAUAAAACUAAAAAUGAGAAUACAGACACAAAUACACAGCAAACUUGUAUAAAUAAGUAUUACUCUCUUAUCGCAGUUAACUACGUAAUAUCGUAUAUGUGCGCACGAUCAUAAAAGCAACAAAAAAUGAUAUGUCGCGAUAAACAGGACCGAGAAACUUAGAGCCGCUUUUAGCAGCAACGCGAUUAAAAACGUUGCGAGCUAUACAUGUCUGAUCGAAUAGCAACGCAACGGGAUGAAUGCGUCGAGUACGUGAAAAUUGUAUGAAUGAUCGAAGUAAGGAAAAAUUCUUGCUUCGAUGGACAAAUCAAACUUGCGUCGACCAGUUCAAGCUACGUUUAAUCUUUGAUUAACUUCUAGUCUGCAGUUAAAAGAGAAAAAGUAUGAAAGCAAAUUUUUUAAUUAACGUAAUAGAGUGACUGAAAAAGUACCGAUUUGACGGGCAUUGAAAGAUUACAAAUAGACCGGUGAUUGUUUUUAUUAAUUUUAAUAGAGUUAGUGCGUAUAUAGCGGGGCUACCGUUUACCGAUACAAGAAAUCGAGUCAAAAUGCACUGAAGUUUCCAAGUAUAUAAAUGAAUGGUAUAAAAACAACUUCAUACAUUUUUACUUGGCUUUUUAUACAAAAAGAGUACCUAUAAGAACAAAGAAAAUGUUGAUUGACGUUUCUUUGCAGAUAUAGAUAAAAAAAUCAGAUGAACGUAGCUAAACUCGAGAAAAAUUGAUCUCUUUUAAAUUAAUUAAGUUAUUUUUAUCCGCUUUUAAGAAAUGAAUCUCUCAAUUUUAUCCUUCUCAUUUUUAUUUUAUUGGCUAUUAAAUGUCUUGAACAUCGUUCAAAAUUUUGUCGACUGUAUGAGAAGCAUUCCGAACUAUACAAUGAGAAAAUUAUGGUACAAUUAAUGAUGCUGCGUUUUAAAAUUUUAUUCCUACGAAAAAUGUUUAAGAUCAAAAAAGCUUCUAAAGUUCGUACUAUCGACAACCUUCGCGGGAAGUGAAUUAGUUUCGCUCCGGAAGUAUUUGAUCAACGGCGAACGAUGGCCUCUGAUUUCUCAUUCAUCGAAUCAGAAUAACUAGGUUUUUUGUAGAUACUGGUAUAGAACAUAAAUAGUUAAUAGCUUUAAUUAUUUAAAGUGGGGAUCGGAUGAAGAGCGAAUAUAACAAGGAAUGACAAGAAUAUAUAAUAAACCGUCUUGUAAUAUAUAAAUAAAAAUGAAUGAUUUGAUGAGAGUCGAUGUUCUCGUAAAAUUUUCGGCGCGUGAAAGUCGAAACUCGUAUCAUAACGAAAAUAAAUGUCGCGCGUGUAAAAUUCGCUGACAUUGGUGAAGAAGCAUGGAGAAAAAAAUCAUAUCGUAAACCUAACAAUGAAUAUUUUACAAUAUAAAAGAUGUAGAUAGAACAUUUGAAAAAAAGUUAUCGAAAUGCUUUGUUUCUUGAAUAUUUCCCAUAAUUAUUUCUUUUGUUGUGACAACGACAAGAAGCCGUUGGAGAGUCGUUUUAAGAAAACGAAUAUGAUGUUUAGAAAUAAUCGACAAAAAUUAGAUCGAAGAGAUAAAGACACAAGCGCACUGUCGUCUUUUCCAGUAGUGAAAAUAAUGUAUCAAAGAAAAAUCGAAUGCGAUUUACCUGCAGUAAUAAAUAGUUUAAUUAUUUGUAUUUCAUUUUGAACUGUAUUAUAUAGCUUAAAAGUUAUCCUGUACAUUGCAUAAACACUAUUGCACUCUUGUUUUAAAUUGUACGUUUAUGAUUAUUAUACGAAGAUUAAAAGAAAAUAAAUAAGGUAUACAAAAUAUUGAAAUACGUGAGAGAUUUAUUGUCUUUAGCUUGUAAUGCUCUUUGGCAAUUCAAAACAUAAGAAAACAAAAAUUAAUAAGUAUAUAGGAACCAAGACAAAAAAAGCAUUCAUAUCCUCUUCCAGUAAUAAGGAUAAGAAUGAGGAGUCAGCAAAGGAAGCUUGUUUGUGCUCGUUGCGAAUGCGUUUGUCUACAGUCGCAAUACGAAGGAAAAUCAGAUAUUUGAGAAUUCUUUCAUUGUAUAUACGUAUACAUAUAAAUAAUAUUAUUCAUAUCACUGUCUUCAUUAAACAUUUCUAAAUUAAAAGCCUGUAUUAAAAAAUUGAAAAAUUUGUUAUUUAAAUGUCCUUUCCGCAUGCUUUGAAAUUAAAUAUUUUACUGAAAAUUUGUACUGUAUUGUUUAUUUUUAUAAAUACAAUGUCCCACAAUAGUUCAGGCAUGUAAGAUGUGCUAAAUUCAAAAUAAUAAUUCUUAAAAUGAAAUAUUUAUCUACAGUCGUUAUUAUGAGUUGUUGGCAUCUUUGUAUACUCACAGCGACGCGCGAUAAGCCUUAAGGUUACCAUCAGCAGGUAGGGAUUAACGUUACUUUAUCUUAUCCCAAUUAGGAAAGUACAUUCUAUAUCAACUGUAGAUAAUACUCAACUAUGUAAAUUGCACUCUUCACAAAUACUAUCUGUAAAAAAACUGCGAGUAAUCACGUACCAAUUAAGUUUUAAUUAUAUUCUUUUAAUCUGAUUCUGUGUGGGAUAUUUAAAAAAUACGCUAAUCAAAAUGUAUGAUUUAAAUUUAAUUGACAAUAUUAAAUGUAACCAAAAUUUCGAUUUUUGCUCUGCAGAUCUAUUACAAAUUUAAUCAUUAUCCUUAUAAAUAAUAAAACAUUGCUGUGAAAUAUCAAUUUAUAUUGGAAUUGAAAGUCUAUUUUGUACAUGCAAGUUCGAAUUUAUAAAAAUUCCGUUUCAAUGUAAACAUGGUUUAUACUGAUCUUAUUAUCAAGUAUAGAUAUUUUUUAUAGUUGUGAAUUUUAUUAUUUUGGCAUCUUGCGAAUCCGAUAAAAUAAUUUAGAAAAAGUAAUAAAUCAUGUAAAAAUGUAGAAUAUCCUUUACUUCUUAUUGCAAAUUUCUACAGAAAAAUAUAAAAAUUUUGAAAUACAUUAAAGUUAUUUCAUAUAUUUCUGUAGAAAGUAAAUUAAAAAAAAAA
Molecule: messenger RNA, 11246 nt
Organism: Nasonia vitripennis (jewel wasp)
Lineage: Eukaryota; Metazoa; Arthropoda; Insecta; Hymenoptera; Pteromalidae
Gene: cut
Product: homeobox protein cut
Exons: 9
Coding region: 1537-6534 (1665 amino acids)
Biological process (GO): regulation of DNA-templated transcription
Molecular function (GO): DNA-binding transcription factor activity, RNA polymerase II-specific; DNA binding
Source: RefSeq, a predicted model, not a curated record